UCUCUCAGUCGUUACUUCCGCUCUUCAAGAUAGCUGCAGGGGUCUCCCCCAUUUUUCUCAGUAGGCGGCGGCGGCGGUUUGAGAUGUUCGGCCUCAAGAGAAACGCAGUGAUCGGACUCAACCUCUACUGUGGGGGGGCCGGAUUGGGACCGGAUAGCGGCAGCGGCGCCUCCGCUCCGGGAAGGCGGCUUUUGGCUGCAGGAAAGGAGGCCACGGCCGGGCGAGAGGUAGGGGGAGGGGAAGCCGGCGAGGUGAUUGGCGGAAGCGCCGGCCCGAGCCCCCCGGCCACUCUCGCGCCCGACGCCCGGAGGGUCGCGCGGCCCUCGCCCAUUGGCGCCGAGGGCCCCGACGUCACCGCGACCCGCGCCAGGCUGCUGUUCUUCGCGCCCACCCGCCGCGCCUCGCCGCCCGAAGAGAUGGAAUCCUCGGUCUCCGACGCCAUCAUGUCGCCCGAAGAGGAGCUGGACGGGUGCGAGCCGGAGCCUCUAGGGAAGCGGCCGUCCGUCCUGCCUUUGCUGGAAUUGGUCGGCGAGGCCAGUAACAGCCCGGGCAAGGACGGCUCACUCCCCUCGACGCCGCCCCCAGCAGAGGAGGAGGAGGACGAGUUGUACCGGCAGUCCCUGGAGAUUAUCUCUCGAUACCUCCGGGAGCAGGCAACCGGCACCAAGGACGCGAAGCCACUGGGCGGGUCUGGGGCCGCCAGCCGGAAAGCGUUAGAGACCCUGCGACGGGUCGGGGACGGUGUGCAACGGAACCACGAGACGGCCUUCCAAGGCAUGCUUCGGAAACUGGACAUCAAAAACGAAGACGAUGUCAAAUCUUUGUCUCGAGUGAUGGUCCAUGUUUUCAGUGACGGAGUAACAAACUGGGGCAGGAUUGUGACUCUCAUUUCUUUUGGUGCCUUUGUGGCCAAACACUUGAAGAGUAUAAACCAAGAAAGCUGCAUCGAACCAUUAGCAGAAAGCAUCACAGAUGUUCUCGUAAGGACAAAACGAGACUGGCUAGUCAAACAAAGAGGCUGGGAUGGGUUUGUGGACUUCUUCCAUGUAGAGGACCUAGAAGGCGGCAUCAGAAAUGUGCUGCUGGCUUUUGCAGGUGUUGCCGGAGUAGGAGCUGGUUUGGCGUAUCUAAUAAGAUAGCCUUUUAAGUGCAAUAAUUGACUCUUAACCAACUCCAGCCACCAAAACCACAUACGCCUGCUGUGAAAUCAGAUGUAUUUAUGAAGUUGGACUUCAAGCUGUGCAGGCCAUAACCUCCAGGAGUUCUACUCCAGCAACGGAGAAAAGCAAGCGGCAGGAGGCUUAUGGCUAACAGGAAUAAAUACAUGGGAAAAGUAGUCCCUCUUGAAGAGUCACUGUCUGAAAGAAGCAGAAUUCUGUUUCAGCAACAGGCAAACUUUGGGAGGCCACGGAGGAGGACUUUUAGAUUUAGUGAAGACGGUAGGGUGGAGAGACUUUAAUUACCUUGCCUAGAACAGGAAAGUGGCCAGUAGCCAGGCUAGUCAUAGAGUUCAUUAAAUAUGCCCACUGAAUCCAUUAACUUCUAUAGUGUUAAAAUAGAAGCACUAACAAUGCCAGCGUCAUGUGUAAAAUGGAUUUUAAGCUACAAGUAAUAGAACCUAUGACUAGAAGCCUCAACACUGUACAACAGAGUGUGAAGGGAAGCUUUAUCCUCUAUAAUUAGCUUUCCUAGAUGUGCUUCUUGAAUAGAAAGUCCAAUGCUCAGGAUGUUUAUACCUGUUCUACUUUGGCUUGGUUUGAGUGAUUCCUAGUUUAUUAGCCUAGUGUCAUGGCCAAGAAUACUUGACUUAAGGCUCAAUUACAAAUCUGGAAUAUCCUGUUUUUAAGACAAAAACUUGUAAUCGUCUGUAAAAAUUGUAUAUAUUUUUACAGAACAUCUGUUUGAAAUGUAAAGGGAGAAAAGUCUGAAAUUACAUUAGUUUUUUCAUACCCUUUUGAAAUUUACAACUUCUGUAGUUAGGAACCUGUUUCUUAUAGCUUUUUCUAUUCUAAAUUUUGUGCUAGUCAGUUCUAGAUUGUAUACAGAACCAACUGAUGUAAUUGUAUGCAACCUGGUUGUAGUACAACAAUUCUGAUUCAUAACUAUGCAGGCUUUAAUUUUCCUAUCUGAUUUUGGUAAGUAUUUCUUAAAUACCUGUUUGGGGGUUUUUUGUUUUUUUUUUUAACCUGGGGCUGAGAAAUUGAGGAAUGGAAAUUAAUCCUUUCACAUGUGGGGUUUCAAUAAUUGAGUCAAGGUUUUAAGGAUUUAUUGGGGGGGCGGGGCACACAGGCUGAUGACUUAGAAAUAAUGGGCUCUGAUUGGGCAACUACUCAUUUGAGUUCCUUCCAUUUGUCUUAAUUUAACCGGUGAAAUUUUAACUGAGUUCAUGAGCUCAUCUUCAAAGCUUUUGCUGAAAGAUUUUCAGCUGUUCCAAAUGGGACUUAUUAGGAGUAUGUAUAAAAAGAGCACAUUGGGUGGAUGAGAGACAUUUGAUCCCUUGUUAAUAAAUUGUACAAUGAUGGCUUGGAAAAGCAGGCUAUAGUCUAACCAUGGUGCUAUUACUAGGCUUGCUUGUUAAACACAGGUCUAAGCCUAGUGAGUUAAUAAAACGAAUACUUAUUUCAUUUCUAUUAAUGAUUCUCAAACUUUGUUUCAGAUUUUUGCAUUGGCAUCUCUAUGGACUUCAGACUUGAUGUUUUAUCAAACUUACUGUUUAUUUCCUAUCCUUCCUUGAAAUAUUUGCUGCUUGUUCGGCUCCCUCUACAGAUAUUUAUAGUUCCUACAAAUUUACCUUGCCAUCCCUGAACUCUUACUAGCCCUUUUAGUUUUUGGCACUAGGAACCUAAGUGACCGCCCAAGGAGUCCACAGACCUUCAUCCUUCUUGAAUUUUAUCCUUAGGAGGUGGCAGUACAAUGGGUGCUGACAGUAACAGUGACGAGGUGAGAAGAGUCCCUUUUCCUUGGACUAGUAUCUUAUUGGUUGUUGCUUAAUCCUGUCUUUGGGGAGAAAUUUUCAAAAUCCCCUUAGGGAUUUUCAGAGGAGGGGAUGAUAUCUUAGGUGACUUCCUCUGGUUCUUUUGCAUUUGAAUAUGCUCACUUAAAAUUAUAGAAAUUGAUGGGCUCUGUUAAACCUCAGAGUUAUAUAAAAGCUACUAGUAAACUGGAGAAAACUUUUAUAGUGGAACCAGGGUCAUUUUGAAACCUUUAGCUUCUGAAUGUGACCUUUAGUAUGUGGACUCCAGACAAAAAUAGGCAUGAAUAAAAUGACUAAGAAUGUAAUUAGGGAACAAUUGCCCUGCCCGCCCAUCUCCAAGCCUUAAGGUCAUCUAGCUAGAGCUAUUUUUAUCUGUGUAUUUAUCAUUCUUGAUCAUAAACCACUUAUUUAUAUCAUGUCUAUCUCUAAGGACCUAAAAGCACUUUAUAUAGUUAAUUAAUCUUAAGAUCUAGUUAAGGUGACUAAAAAGGCCUGUCUCCCCAUAGCCAGUUAUGGAAAUAAGCACAGAGCUGUAGCUUGAUGGAGUUUAGGGGCCCCACUUCCCAAUUUACUAGGUGUGACUGCUGAAAUGUAGAUGAGAAUCUUCAGUUGCUAUUUUGGGUCACAGGCUGUGAGGGCUUAGGGAGCCCAAGUGCUUUGGGGCAGGGUGGGUGAUUCUGUAGGGAGAAGAGGCACAUGUUUUAAGUGCUGACUAGCUGCAUAGUUCAGGCAAAUCUUCCAAAAUAGAAAGAGAGGGGCUGCCUGGAAAGAUGGCUCUCUCAGCAACUUCUGUCUGUCUGAUGCUUCUCUCAGGGAAAACCCUGCAGUCCUCUAGUGUCGUCUAUGUACAUUCUGUUGGGGGUGAACACCUUGGUUCUGGUUGAAACAGCUAAUGCUGUUGACAUCUGUGCCAGGAAGGGUUAGGACCAACUACAAACUAAUGUGGGCUGUAAAAUGUAGUGUGUUUCCCUAACUUCCUGUUUUUCCUGAGACGAAAAUAAUAAAUCUUUUAUUCAAAUGCAA
Orcinus orca (killer whale) is the source of this 3997-nucleotide messenger RNA. It is a transcript of the gene MCL1, whose product is annotated as MCL1 apoptosis regulator, BCL2 family member. Gene Ontology annotation, cellular component: mitochondrial outer membrane. Bases 84 to 1139 code for a protein of 351 amino acids. Gene Ontology annotation, molecular function: protein heterodimerization activity; protein homodimerization activity; channel activity. The record is from RefSeq and is a predicted model, not a curated record. Gene Ontology annotation, biological process: intrinsic apoptotic signaling pathway in response to DNA damage; positive regulation of apoptotic process; release of cytochrome c from mitochondria. Lineage: Eukaryota; Metazoa; Chordata; Mammalia; Artiodactyla; Delphinidae. The transcript has 3 exons.